Molecule: messenger RNA, 798 nt
Organism: Rhipicephalus sanguineus (brown dog tick)
Lineage: Eukaryota; Metazoa; Arthropoda; Arachnida; Ixodida; Ixodidae
Product: sodium- and chloride-dependent betaine transporter-like
Exons: 7
Coding region: 1-798 (265 amino acids)
Biological process (GO): sodium ion transmembrane transport
Cellular component (GO): membrane
Source: RefSeq, a predicted model, not a curated record
AUGCGCAGGGAUUACGUGCUCCAGCGCAGCAGCGGGAUCCACGAGAUCGGCGCCUUGCGGAUGGAGCUGCUCGUCUUCCUGACGGUCGUCUGGAUCGUAGUGCUCGCAGUCUCUAGCCAGAAACCGAACGUCGUCCACAGUGUCUGCAGUGGGCUGAUCUGGGUGGCGAUGUUGUGCUUCAUCCCCUUCAUGCUGGAAAGCGCCUACCACAGUUUCACGAUGAGUGGCCUCCUUAUGAGCUUCACGCCGAACCUGGCUGCGCUGGCCAGCAGCAAGGUGUGGCUAGACGCGGCCGAGCACUCGCUGUUCUCUCUGGGCACGUCGAGCGGCCUCGUGUUCUUUCUCGGUUCACGGUGCAAGUACGGCAGCUGUUUCGAGAGGUGCGCCGCCUGGACCAUUGUGGCGGAGGUGACCGCAUGCGACCUGAUCGCGCUGACCACCUGCCUCUGGAUCUACAAGCCCGGAAACACCGAGAACGAAAUCACGCCCGCCGUGCCUUUUAACUUCCGACAGCUGGUGACGACAGCGCAGCUCGUGGUGCCCUGCGUCUUCCCGACUAUGUGCAACGCGCUCGUGUUCACCUCCUUCACAGCGACCGGCCUCGCCGCUAACGUUUUGCUCGUGAAGACGUGCGUGAAUGAAAUCACUACGGUGCUCAACCACCCGACCAGCGGCACCAGCUCCUGGACGGUGGUGGUGGUGUGUAUCCUAGCCUACGUCUGCAGCAUACCAUUCUGCACAAAGAGCACGUCGCUAAAAACGUCUUCUGACGAUUUCUCCCGCGAGUACAUCUACUGA